UCACACAGUAGUUUUUCGGUCGUGAUCGAGUUCGUAAACGCGUGUUUUAGUACAAUUUUCUCGCAAUCCGUGUUCGUGAAAAAUUUGCUCUGGUACAUUUGAAAAAAAACCAGCAAGCAUUCUCUCUUUUGAUAAUAAAAUUUGCGUGCUUGUGAUGAAUCGAGUUUGUGGAAACGAAAUGUAGAAUCGGAAGCAAUCCCGUCUGCUUUCUAUAGAAGUAAGCAGAAAAGUUUAACGUUGCCUAUUUUGACGCUUGUGCAAAAAAAAAACGUGAGACAAUCGGUGUGUGAGUCAGCAGCAGCAGAGCCUGCAAGUUCCGUGGCAAAAGUACUGGUGACGGUGUACGCCUUCCAGUUGGUGAUCGAGUUCGGUGGUGGUGAAAGUGAAUCCAACACCUGGGAGAAACUUAUUCGUUUACUACGGACCUGAAGGUGUACGAUGGUUAAUUUGGGCAGCAACAAUAGCAAUAGCAGUACGGAAAGCAGUCAAGUAUAUCCCGGGGUGCACUAUUUGCACGAGUUGCCCCAGGCGGACGAAGAACGGCUGGAGAAAAUUUUCAACAAGCUCGACCGAGACGGAAAUGGUCGCAUCGAUAUCCACGAUUUGUCCGCAGCGCUGAAGGAAUUUGGACUGUCCCAUGCGUAUGCAGAGGAAUACGGACAUUCGUUAUUUUUUCAGCGUUUCCUUAAGCAAUCCGACCAGACGCAGAGCGGUGAUGUCGGCCUGGCCGAAUUCAUACACUACGUGCGGGAGCACGAAAAAAAUCUACGUUUGCAGUUCACCAAUCUGGACAAGAACCGGGAUGGAAUGGUGGAUCUUGAGGAGCUGAUAGAUGCCUUCAAGGAUCUUGGCAUCGAGAUGGACCGUCAUGAGGCGGCUAAACUACUUAAAAGGAUGGAUAAAGAUGGAAGUCUCAACAUAAGCUUCAACGAGUGGCGAGAUUUUCUACUGUUGGCGCCAUCUUCGGAUAUUCAUGAGCUCGUCAAAUACUGGAGGCAUUCUACUCAUUUGAGGUACAAUGAUGCUUACCUGAUGAUGGUUGGUCGUCACGUGACCUCGGAAAUAGUGCCUUCCAAUAAUGAAUCCCUUCUGCCGACAUUCGGGGCAUCCAAUAAUAGCAAGAAAGAAGUCGUUAUCACAAAGACUAGUACUAAUCAAAUUCCAACAUCAAACGACAACAACAACAACAACAACAACAUCGACAGUGAAGUCCUGUUGGGGAAGUCACUCGACGAAGAACAUGAAAUCCCUCUGCUAAGUCUGAUUGAUCUCGAGGAAGCGAUUGAGCAUGUCACUGAAAUGAUACUGCAUCCCAGCUUUCUGACUCGAAAUUCCACCAUUGCCGGUAUGCACAAGUGCAACAACUCCCAUCUGCUGAUGGAUGGUAAGUACUUGGACAUCGGCGAAGAUCUGAACGUACCUGAUGACUUCACACAGAGCGAAAUGCAGAGUGGCAUGUGGUGGCGACACCUGGCCGCGGGAGGAAUAGCGGGAGCAGUCUCGCGAACCUGUACGGCACCACUCGAUCGACUGAAAGUAUUCCUGCAGGUUCAAUCUAGUAAACAGCGAAUCUCAGACUGUCUGCAGUACAUGCUGAAGGAGGGAGGCGUCCAGAGCUUGUGGCGCGGUAACUUCAUCAAUGUGCUGAAAAUCGCACCGGAAUCCGCCAUCAAGUUCGCCGCUUACGAGCAGGUCAAGCGGUUGAUUCGGGGCAACGACAAACGCCAGAUGACCAUCUACGAGCGGUUCGUGGCGGGUGCCUGUGCCGGCGGUGUUUCCCAGUCCGCCAUCUAUCCACUAGAAGUAUUAAAAACCCGACUAGCGCUAAGGAAAACCGGACAAUACAGUAGUAUAAUUGACGCGGCCACCAAGAUCUACCGUCGGGAAGGUCUACGAUCGUUCUACCGUGGCUACAUUCCAAACAUGCUCGGUAUCAUACCGUACGCCGGUAUCGAUCUGGCCGUAUACGAAACGCUGAAGAAGAAGUAUUUGAGCCAUCACGAGACGGAACAGCCCAGUUUCUGGUUGCUGUUGGCGUGCGGUAGCGCCUCCAGUACACUUGGGCAGGUGUGCUCCUAUCCGCUGGCGCUGGUGCGGACACGACUGCAGGCACAAGCGGUCACCAUUGGCUCGCAAAAUCCAGCGGACGGAUUGACGGCCCAGGUGCAGCCGAACAUGUCCAACGUGUUCAAGCGAAUACUGCAAACCGAAGGCCCCCUGGGUCUGUACCGGGGCAUAACACCCAACUUCAUCAAGGUGCUACCAGCCGUCUCGAUCAGCUACGUGGUGUACGAGUACUCGAGCCGUGCCCUCGGCGUGAACAUGACGUGAUUUGCUUCGACUUGGGCGUUCGUUUUUCAGCUACUACUGCUGCUACUACUAGCUCCGCUCGUCAUGCUGCAAAUUCUACUGGCCGCCACUAGACUGGUGGUGGCCAUUCAACUAACAGUCAUCUCCGUCGGUUUUCCUCACCAUCAUCGUUAUCGUUGCCGCCGCGCUAUUCCUGCUGUUGCCGCCGCUGCCGUUUUUCUCGAUGAAGCAGCGGCUUGGUUUAUUCAGCUAUUCAUCUUCUACAUUGUUCUUCAUGCUGAUCCUUCUGUCAUUUUGUCACUACUGGAUACCGUACCCAAGAUGUCAAAGGAAGGAAACGGAGAAUAUAAAACAUCCGUCGUUGUGAAACGAGUUCUUUUUGCAAAACCAGACCCUAACAGCGAACCUACAGGCCCGUGCUUUAAUUUUCUUUUAAGAUGUACAUACUGCAAUUUAAUUUAUUUUCCAAUUCAUUUUUUUAUAACUAGCAACAAAUUUCAAAUGCCUGUUUUAGAAAGUAAUUAGUUCUUUUUUCACAAUUUAGAAGUGCUACAAACACACACACACACACACACACACUCAAUAAGAGACAUUUAUACGAUUCCAAUGUUAAUUGCGAAUUAAAGCAAAAGCUAAAGUGUUAUUGCAACUGAACCGUUCAAGUCUCUCUAAAAUCUCCGGUAUUUUAAAAACAAACACAUCCAUUAACAAGCAAAACAUUGAACCGGACAGAAACCGUAUAAGCGAAGCUUAUAAUAGCAGUUAACAAGUAGGAACUUUUCUCAAGUUAUUUAUUUUAUCUUUUAGUUCAGCAUUAGGUGUAUUAGCAAAUUUUGCAAACGGUAUGGAUGUUAUUAUUAUUCCACAUUCGAGCAAAGCAACUGGUGUCAAACUUAGCUUCAUAGAAAAACAAAAACAAAAAACGAUAUUUUGGAAAGCAGAAAACGAUGGCGUUGGGUUUGCACCGGCUGAAUCGGUAUGCGCCUUUCCGGUUAGGAUAGUAGAAUACAGAUAGAUGACGGGUUCCUUUCUCGAGAGUGGCGCUCCCGUCGUCGCGUGAUCUCCGCGGCCGGUUCCGCGGGGCAGGCGAACGAUGGUGUUGCCCUUUCCGCAAAAUGGGAGCGAAACGGAUUUACUUCCUGCGGAUGUGUGUUGAGUGUGAAUGUGCGUGCGAGAGCGUGAAUGUGGACUUAGAUAGGAAUGGAAGAAAGGUCUAUUAGGAUUCCUUUUUGUAAUCCGCUUUUUGUUUAGCUAGACUUUUUUCCCCGAAAUACUUCGAGGCAGAUGGGUAAGACAGAGAGCAGAAUAUGAAAAUUUUUCAAAACUUUUCUUAAAUUUUUACGAUAUAAAAUCAUUGACAACAUAUGUUAGACUUGAAUUUUGGACGAGUUGAAAGCUUGCGAGUUGCAUCCUUCAAAUGUGGAGAAUGCAGUGUCGUUUUUUCAGUUAUUUACUAAAAUAGGCUUCGGUAAAUUGUUGAGGUGAUUAUGUAAUGGCACAAUAGAGGAUUGAUAAGCGUAAACAGAUCUGUUGAUGUGAAAGUAAUCAUUACCGGAAACCAAAAGUGACUAAAAUAAUGCAAAAUUGAGACUUUUUCUUUGAAAUAUAGCGAUUUAUUUGAAAUUUA
This is a messenger RNA of Malaya genurostris, 3937 nucleotides long. It is a transcript of the gene SCaMC, whose product is annotated as mitochondrial adenyl nucleotide antiporter SLC25A25. Gene Ontology annotation, molecular function: calcium ion binding; ATP transmembrane transporter activity. Gene Ontology annotation, biological process: transmembrane transport. The coding region runs from base 439 to 2331 and encodes 630 amino acids. NCBI's taxonomy places the organism in Eukaryota, Metazoa, Arthropoda, Insecta, Diptera, Culicidae. The transcript is spliced from 7 exons. The record is from RefSeq and is a predicted model, not a curated record. Gene Ontology annotation, cellular component: mitochondrial inner membrane.